GGCCCUGCGCGGGGCGGGGAGCGGGCUUGUCUUCCGCCGAGGGGCUGCCGAGGCCGGCGUGCGAGCGUCGACAUGAAUUUCCUCCGCGGGGUCAUGGGCGGCCAGAGCGCCGGACCCCAGCACACCGAAGCCGAGACGAUCCAAAAGCUCUGUGACCGAGUAGCUUCUUCUACUCUACUGGAUGAUCGAAGAAAUGCUGUUCGUGCUCUCAAAUCUCUAUCUAAGAAAUACCGCUUGGAAGUGGGAAUACAAGCUAUGGAACAUCUUAUCCAUGUUUUACAAACAGACCGUUCGGAUUCUGAAAUAAUUGGAUAUGCUUUGGACACACUGUAUAACAUAAUAUCUAAUGAUGAAGAGGAAGAACUAGAUGAUAUUGAAGAAGAAAAUUCCACAAGACAAAGUGAGGAUUUGGGAAGCCAGUUUACAGAAAUAUUUAUUAAGCAGCCAGAAAAUGUCACUCUGCUGUUAUCUUUAUUGGAGGAGUUUGAUUUCCAUGUCCGCUGGCCUGGUGUGAGGCUUCUCACUUCUCUUUUAAAACAACUUGGGCCUCAAGUACAACAAAUUAUUUUAGUGAGCCCCAUGGGUGUUUCAAGACUGAUGGACCUCCUGGCAGAUUCAAGAGAAGUUAUACGUAAUGAUGGUGUCCUACUACUGCAGGCACUAACAAGAAGCAAUGCAGCAAUCCAGAAAAUUGUUGCUUUUGAAAAUGCUUUUGAGAGACUACUGGACAUUAUUACAGAAGAGGGGAACAGUGAUGGAGGUAUAGUUGUUGAAGACUGUUUGCUUUUGCUCCAAAACUUACUAAAAAACAACAAUUCAAAUCAAAAUUUUUUUAAAGAAGGCUCGUAUAUCCAGCGAAUGAAACCUUGGUUUGAAGUUGGAGAUGAAAACUCUGGCUGGUCUGCACAGAAAGUGACUAACCUCCAUCUGAUGCUGCAGCUCGUGCGGGUACUGGUCUCACCCACCAACCCUCCCGGUGCCACCAGUAGCUGCCAGAAGGCUAUGUUCCAGUGUGGGUUACUGCAGCAGCUUUGCACUAUCCUAAUGGCUACUGGGAUUCCUGCUGAUAUCCUCACGGAGACCAUAAACACCGCAUCAGAAGUCAUUCGAGGCUCCCAGGUGAACCAGGACUACUUUGCUUCUGUAAAUGCACCUUCCAACCCUCCAAGGCCGGCAAUUGUAGUACUUCUCAUGUCCAUGGUUAAUGAGAGGCAGCCAUUUGUGUUGCGUUGUGCGGUUCUCUACUGUUUCCAGUGUUUCUUGUAUAAAAACCAAAAAGGACAAGGAGAAAUUGUGUCAACGCUUCUUCCUUCUACUAUUGAUGCAACAGGUAAUUCGGUGUCAGCUGGUCAGUUGCUAUGUGGAGGUUUGUUUUCUACUGAUUCGCUGUCAAACUGGUGUGCUGCUGUGGCCCUUGCCCAUGCUUUGCAAGAAAACGCUACUCAGAAAGAACAGUUACUCAGGGUUCAACUCGCUACAAGUAUUGGCAACCCUCCUGUGUCUUUAUUGCAGCAGUGCACCAACAUCCUCUCACAGGGAAGCAAAAUACAGACAAGAGUUGGAUUAUUAAUGUUGCUUUGUACCUGGCUAAGCAACUGUCCAAUUGCAGUAACACAUUUUCUUCACAACUCAGCCAAUGUUCCAUUUCUUACAGGACAAAUUGCAGAAAAUCUUGGAGAAGAAGAGCAGUUAGUCCAAGGCUUAUGUGCCCUUUUAUUGGGUAUUUCAAUUUACUUUAAUGAUAACUCACUUGAAAACUACAUGAAAGAGAAACUAAAACAACUAAUAGAAAAAAGGAUUGGCAAAGAGAAUUUCAUAGAGAAACUAGGAUUUAUUAGCAAACAUGAAUUGUACUCCAGAGCGUCACAGAAACCCCAGCCAAACUUCCCCAGUCCAGAAUAUAUGAUAUUUGACCAUGAGUUUACAAAGCUGGUAAAAGAACUUGAAGGUGUUAUAACUAAAGCUAUUUAUAAGUCCAGUGAAGAAGAUAAGAAAGAGGAAGAGGUAAAGAAAACACUGGAACAGCAUGACAACAUCGUGACUCACUAUAAGAACAUGAUUCGCGAGCAGGAUCUGCAACUGGAGGACUUGAAGCAGCAGUUAUCUACACUGAAGUGUCAGAACGAGCAGCUGCAGACCGCAGUCACACAGCAGGCCUCUCAGAUCCAGCAGCACAAGGACCAGUACAAUCUGCUGAAAGUGCAGCUGGGAAAAGACAGUCGUCAUCACGGCUCUCACCCUGAUGGUACUCAGGUGAACGGCAUCCAGCCAGAAGAAAGCAGCGGGUUGAGAGAAGAGAUAGAAGAGUUAAAGAGGAAUCAGGAGCUGUUACGCAGCCAGCUGGCUGAAAAGGAGUCUUUGAUUGAAAAUUUAAAAUCUUCCCAGACGUCUGGUGGGAGUGACCAGUCUUCAGCAGCAGCUUCCGGUCAGGACUCAGAGCAGGUGGCGGAGCUGCAGCAGGAACUGGCCACACUAAAGUCUCAAUUAAACUCACAAUCUGUAGAGAUCACCAGACUACAGACAGAAAAGCAUGAGCUGCUGCAGAAAACAGAAGCCUUUGCAAAGUCAGUUCCUGUACAAGGAGACAGUGGGCAUGUCUCAGCUGCUAAAGCCACUGAUGUGGAAGGAAGGCUGUCCGCCCUGCUACAAGAAACAAAAGAAUUAAAGAAUGAAAUUAAAGCUCUGUCCGAGGAAAGAACAGCCAUUAAAGAGCAGCUGGAUUCCUCGAACAGCACUAUUGCCAUUUUACAAAACGAGAAAGACAAGUUAGAGCUGGAGAUCACGGAUUCUAAGAAAGAACAAGACGAUCUCUUGGUGCUAUUGGCUGAUCAGGAUCAGAAGAUUCUGUCACUGAAGAGUAAACUCAAGACUCUUGGUCAUCCAAUUGAAGAAGAUGAAGAAUCUGGAGACCAGGAUGAUGAGGAUGACGACAAUGAUGACUGCGACAAGGACCAGGACCAGAUCUAGUUGUGGACUCUGUGGUGGAAGAGGUUGUGUUUUCCUUUGAAGAAGUCUUAGGGCAGUGCUUUGGUUUGCCUCCACAGGAAAUAAAGAUUUAUAAAUCAAGUGGAAA
Molecule: messenger RNA, 3073 nt
Organism: Jaculus jaculus (lesser Egyptian jerboa)
Lineage: Eukaryota; Metazoa; Chordata; Mammalia; Rodentia; Dipodidae
Gene: Uso1
Product: USO1 vesicle transport factor
Exons: 25
Coding region: 73-2967 (964 amino acids)
Biological process (GO): vesicle fusion with Golgi apparatus; endoplasmic reticulum to Golgi vesicle-mediated transport; intracellular protein transport
Cellular component (GO): endoplasmic reticulum; Golgi stack; cytoplasm
Molecular function (GO): protein binding
Source: RefSeq, a predicted model, not a curated record